Messenger RNA from Punica granatum (pomegranate), 1406 nucleotides. The record is from RefSeq and is a predicted model, not a curated record. NCBI's taxonomy places the organism in Eukaryota, Viridiplantae, Streptophyta, Magnoliopsida, Myrtales, Lythraceae.
AUGGGCCGGGCCGCUCUACACUAUGGGUCCAUAUUGGGCCAGGUGGCAUCAAGAAGUCAGCCCAGCCCUUCUCCCGGUUGCGUCUUCUUCUUCCCUCCCAUCCACCCUGCAAUCGCUGUCGCAGAAAUUUUGCAGAGGCUGAGGAAGAAUCCGACAAUGGGGGCGGUCGAGCUGAAGAAAAACCGGAACUUUAGCUCACAGCAGCUGAACCCCAACUGGGCUGAGCUCCAGAAAAAGCUGAAAACUCUCAGCUCGAAACCUCGUAGACCCUCGGACGCGUCGGAUUUGGGACCUUCUAAAUCGGUGUUAGGAAAGCGCAAGGAUCGGGAUGGUACAGAACCUGAUGAUUCUCAGCCUAAUCCUCUGAUUCCAACCCACGAUGAUUGCAGUCUGACAGAUGUGUUAGGAAUGGAUUGUGAAAUGGUUGGUGUUGGUGAAGGAAAUAAAAGUGCACUUGGGCGAGUGACUCUGGUAAACAAGUGGGGUAAUGUUGUAUAUGAUGAGUUCGUUCGCCCGAUGGAUCGUGUUGUGGACUUCCGUACACAUAUUAGUGGCAUUCGACCCCGAGAUUUAAGAAAAGCAAAGGAUUUCCAGGUAGUUCAGAAGAAGGUGGCAGAGCUAAUAAAAGGAAGGAUUAUUGUGGGCCAUGCUUUGCAUAACGAUCUUAAGGUACUACUAUUGAGUCAUCCCAAGGAGGAUAUAAGGGACACCUCGCAGUAUCAACCUUUUCACAAAGAAGGGCGCCGAAAGGCUCUACGGCACCUUGCAGCUGAGUUCCUAAAUGUUACUAUACAGAAUGGGGAGCACAAUCCGGUAGAGGAUGCUCGUGCAGCAAUGAUGCUAUACCUGAAGAAUAACAAGAGAUGGGAGAAGAUCGUCAAAGACCAAAUCAAACUCCAAAAGAAGCAGAAGAAACGGAAGCCAAAGAAGAAACCUAGACAAAAAGACGCUUCUUUACGAGUCGAUCCUGCUUCGACUGCAUCCUAGCAUAUCCCGUGGUUUGGCCGAAGUCCAUAUGUUCUAACAGAAGCUGACUGAGCAAGAUGAAGAUAAAACACUGGAAAGGACCUGAUUUCAACAAUUGUUAUUAUUAUAUGUUUGGACGGCUGAAAUGGAACAAAAUGGAAGAUGAUGCAGGCCAGCAACGAAGAGGCCAUUUUCUUCAUCAAUUUCUUCUUCCAGUACUCGUUCCUCACUUAGUGGCAAUUUUUUGUUGAAAUGUCAUUGCCAAUGAAAUAUGUACUUCAGUAGCGGAGAAUUGAUGUGCACAUUGUAAUCAAAGGUGGCGGUGCGUAUGAGAAUUAAAGGAACAAAUUUUACCUUCUGCAACCUUCUUGUACGAAUAUAGUCUGUAUGAUGUGGAAUCAUUUCAAAUAUAGAUGAAUGGCAUUGCAUCAUUGUAUGAA